Molecule: messenger RNA, 3311 nt
Organism: Lampris incognitus (smalleye Pacific opah)
Lineage: Eukaryota; Metazoa; Chordata; Actinopteri; Lampriformes; Lampridae
Gene: fktn
Product: fukutin
Exons: 10
Coding region: 1-1353 (450 amino acids)
Cellular component (GO): Golgi membrane
Source: RefSeq, a predicted model, not a curated record
AUGAAGGGGACUCAGCCUGGUCCUCAUAUCCUGGGUCGGACUGGUCACCUGACGGCACAUGAUGUCCAAUGGCAUACGGUCAAGAAGUUCCUGAGUUUGGUGCAGCGCUACAACCUUCCCGUCUUCCUUGCUGAUCCUGCCAGCUUGGCACUGCUAUCCCAGGACUCCUUGCUGCAGAAGGACAGUCUGGUACAGGAGCCCCACUGCACUUUCCUGUGCACAGGACAGCCGAUCACCUCCUUUGCCCUGCUGGCCAAUCUCUGGAAGUACGAUGUGAGUAUUUUAUCUAUAUUUGUUGGCUUCGUGACUGCCGUGCAGGAGAAAGGCUUCGAACUGCUGGUGGUGCGUGGUAAGGAUCCACGGCUGGCCAGUAUGGAUGACCUUUCGGGCGAGGAGAUCCCUCUCCACUUCCUGUUUCGCAUGCAGUUUCAUGUGAUCCAGGUGGUCCUGUUGUAUGAGCGCAGUGGAAACUACCUCUGGCAUGGGGCACUUCGCCUCAAACCCAAUGCUGACCCGAACUUCGCCCCCUACAGGAAGCUGGACUACGGACACCAUGCUGGGGCCUAUGACAGGCCAGAGCUGGUCCUGACAACUCUGGAUGGGUUGGACAUUCGGAUCCCGAGGAACUUGUCACAGUUCCUGGCAGAGCGCAGUAGGUCUCGAUUCCUUGAAUGCCGUUACAGAGAGGCCAGGAACUUUUACCAGCUGUACCCGGACGAUUCGUCUCCAGAAGCGACAGAUUUCAGACUCAAAGCCAAAGCCCUGCUUCACCUCGCAGCCAGGACCCUGAACCGGCUGGGAGUCCCCUUCUGGCUCAGCAGCGGUACCUGUUUAGGCUGGUUCCGGCAGUGUGGUAUAAUUCCCUACAGCAGGGACGUGGACCUGGGAGUCUUCAUCUCAGACUUCCGGCCAGACGUCAUCUCAGCGUUCCAGAAUGCUGGGCUCCCUCUCAAACACAAGUUUGGAAAGGUGGAGGACAGUCUUGAAUUAUCGUUCCAGGGUCACGAUGUUAAACUCGACAUUUUCUUUUUCUACGAAGAUGGAGAGAUUAUGUGGAAUGGAGGAACGCAGGCCAAAAGUGGAAGAAAGUUCAAGUACUUAUCUAUUCAUCUCUUUACCUAUCUGUUCUUUUCUAUAGCAUACGUCUUCCCUUGCUUUACCCUCUGCUGGACAGAACUCUUGGAGUUGAAGGUUAGAGUUCCAUGCCAGACACGGGACUAUGUGGAGGCCAACUAUGGUCCAUCCUGGGACGUCCCAGUACGGAACUGGGAUUGGAAGACUUCACCGGGUAACGUGCUUGACAACGGUCGCUGGCCUCCCCAUGAAUGGGACCAGGUCAUCCAGGUCUACUGAUUGGAAGAUCACUGUGUUGUGUUUUUAGUUUUUUCCACAACAUGUUGGUCCACAUUGGAUGUUUCCCAUUUUUUUCAUCAGGGGGAAUCUGGAAUCCUGGAAAUCUGUUCAAGGGUCACAAGACUGUGAUGGUAAUGGGCUGCUGCUCCCAACAGCAGAGGACUACAUUUAUACUGGGCAGCUCCCAGCAGUAAACGGUAGAAGACUGUGGUUGCACUGAGUACUUUGCAGUGGUCAACAGUAGGAGACUGGCUGUACUGGGCAGCUCCCAGUGGUCAAAAGUAGAACUGUUGAGAUACUGCUACUGCUGGGUGAACAUCUCACAUAAAACUAGUAGAAAGACGUACUUUGUCCCCUUCCAAAAGGAACACUAAUUCCUCUUAAGCAGGAAUUAUACAGAAUUUGUAAAUCAGAAGAUAAUGUGUUUUCAAUCUGUUUGGAAUUAUGGGGAAAAUUAACAGUGAAUUUUGAGAAGCACCAGUGAAAUGCUUCAGGGAUUUAAUUUUUUUUUUCUUUUUGAUUUUGAGAUUCGGAAGGCAAAGCUCUCAAUUUCCCAGUCAGUCUUCGUUCCAACCCUCACCUAUGGUCAUGAGCUUUGGGUGGUGACCGAAAGGGUGAGAUCAUGGAUACAAACGGCUGAAAUGAGUUUCCUCCGUAGGGUGUCUGGGCUCAGCCUUAGAGAUAGGGUGAGGAGCUUGGACAUAUGGAGGGAGCUCGGAAUAGAGCCGCUGCUCCUUCGUGUUGAAAGGAGCCAGUUGAGGUGGUUUGGGCAUCUGAUCAGGAUGCCCCCUGGGGGCCUUCCUUUGGAGGUUUUCCGGGCACGGCCAACUGGGAAGAGACCCCGGGGUAGACCCAGAACUCGCUGGAGGGACUACAUGUCCAAUCUGGCCUGUGAAUGCCUUGGGAUCCUUCAGGAGGAGAUGGAGGGUUAUCCAACGGAUAUGAGAAUGAGAACAUUCACAGACGAGCUGGAGGGUGUUGCUGGGGAGAAGGACAUCUGGAGUGCCCUACUUAGCUUGCUGCCACCGUGACCUGACCCCGUAGAAGCGGCUGAAGAUGAAUGAGUGAAUGAUUUUGAGAUACUUUAUUGAUCCCCAUGGGGAAAUUGUGCUCUGCAUGUAAGCCAUCCUAGCUGUGUGGCUAGGAGCAGCUGGCAGCCGCCGUGCAGCACCUGGGGACCAACUCCAGUUCGUCUUGCCAUGCCUCAGUCAGGGACACAGACAGGAGUAUUAACCCUAACAUGCAUGUCUUUUUGAUGGUGGGGGGAAACCGGAGCACCUGGAGAAAUCCCACCGCAGACACGGGGAGAACAUGCAAACUCCACACAAAGGACGACCUGGGAUGGCCCCUAAGGUUGGACAACCCCGAGGUUCAAACCCAGGACCUUCUUGCUGUGAGGCAACAGUGCUAACCACUGCGCCACCGUGCUGCCCAAAAAAUGUGUGGUUAAUGUUUAAAGAUUUUGACGAUCACCUAGAAAAGUUCGAACACUACUGUACUGGAGCGUUUUUGUAGAAAAACGUGGACUUUCUCAGUUGAUGCAGAAAACUGGAUGUUCACAAUACUUUGAAUACUUUUUAAGACAACUGUGAUUACUUAAUUUGUCACUAUACCUGUUAGCAUAGCAACAACAAAUAAGAUUCUUAGAUAAGAGGAUUCAGUAGCUGUCCUGUGCAUGUGCACGCAGAUGCUAAAAAUGGUACAUGCUGAUACUUCAGCAAACUGCUGAAAUCUGCACAAGGUUUUCUUUCCAAAGCAUGUAGCACAGAAAUUUUUGUCAAAACCUUUCACAAUUUCAGACAAAACUGGAAUUUAGCGAGUUUUGUUUUACUUUAUCACAUUUUUUUUACACUGUAUACAGCUCUAAAGGGAUUCUUUGUCUUAAAAUAUUUGUUUUAGGGUGCUUUUUUAGAUUUCUGUCUUUAUUUUUUGUGUAUUUAUAUUAUAUUUAUUAAAGG